GUCACCGCCGCGGGAACCUAGUUGGAAGUCAAUGGCGGGAGAUCCAGGGAAGUCAAUGGCGGAUCCGGAGGCGAAUGAAGAGGAGGAGGAAGAGGUGGUGCUGACCCCGGCCCAGCUCAUCCGCCACCUGGAGCAGGCUUGGAUGAAUGAGAAGUUUUCCCCUGAACUGCUGGAGAGCAAAUCGGAAAUUGUCGAGUGCGUCAUUGAACAACUGGAACACAUGGAGGAGAAUCUGAAGAGGGCCAAGAGAGGCGACCUGAAGGUCAGCAUUCACCGCAUGGAGGUUGAGCGCAUCCGUUAUGUCCUCAGCAGCUAUUUGCGCUGCCGCAUCCGGAAGAUCGAGAAGUAUUUCCCCCACGUCUUGGAGAAGGAGAAGACCCGGGAAGAGGGAGAGCCAUCCAUCUUGUCUCCGGAAGAGUUCGCUUUUGCCAAAGAGUACAUGGCCAACACAGAGGCUCAUCUCAAAAACGUGGCUUUGAAGCACAUGCCUCCCAACCUACAGAAGGUGGAUCUCCUCAAAACAGUUCCUAAACCAAACCUGGAUUCCUUUGUGUUCUUGCGGGUGAAGGAGAGUCAGGAGAAUAUCCUGGUGGAGCCAGAGUCAGAUGAGCAAAGAGAGUAUGCAAUUGACUUGGAAAAAGACUCCCAGCAUCUGAUCCGGUACAAAACCAUUGCUCCUUUGGUGGCUUCCGGAGCCGUGCAGCUCAUCUAAACUGCGAGGAUCAGCUUGCAAUGAGCAGAAGACAUACCUUUGCUUGGCGGCCGCCCUUUUCCACCCAGCUGCAUUUCUGCGCACAAACUUCUAGUGACCGGAUGACUCUCAUUGUAACUCAGAUUGCAACCUGUGAUUACAUCUUGCAAAGAGAGAUCUUUCCAGCUGGUAUCUAAGCAUGAAGGCUGUUACUGCAGGAAGAGUUUAGUUUGCAGAAGAGAGAUUCUCCUAUCAAAUUGGUUGCAAAAAAAGAAGUUCUGCUGAUCUGCUGCAUCUCCAGCAGAUGUCACUAGACCUAUUCGAGAUACGACUGGUAUUCAGACAAUGGAAAUAAGGUAUUUUCAUGGCUUGGAAAAGUUACUUUUCUGGACUACAGCUCUCAGAGCGUGCCAAUUGUUACGGAGUUCUAGGUGUUGUCGUUUGGAAAAGUAACUUUUCCAAGGCCUGGCUGUGAGCCUUAUCUACCCCACAAAGCUGGCAGACUCCAAAUGUGGUGGAUUGUGGCUCCUGUUGUGCCGGCUGAAGAUGAUGGGAGGUGUGGUGCAUCACAUUUGAAGCCUGCGAACUUGUGGAGCAGGCUGCUGCUAGGGGUAAUACUGACAAACUGUUUAACCUUACACGCCUAUUCAAGAUGGGAUGACAUCUAGGGCUAUUGUGUUUUGUGGCUAAACAGCAGCUCUUUGGGCAUCUGGAUAACAUUUGGAGAGACUAAUCAAGGACUGACAAAUUUUUCAGACCUACAGAAAAUGUCUUGUCUCUUACAGGGCAAUAAAGAACAUGCACAACCUAAAAUACCGUACAAUAUUUUACAAGACUUUGUGUUUUCACUGGUUCCAAAAGUAGUACUCCGCCAGCAACACCUCUUCCUCUGUAGGAUCACCACAUUUUGCAAUUUAUCUUAAUAAUUCCACAAGAAAGAAAGGAUCCAGUGACCUUGAUGCAUCCUUUCCUUGUACUGUGGGUUGUGUCCAAGACUAUAAAUUCAUCAGCUGAAUGGAAACUGCUAAAUCCCUCUCCUGCUUCUGUUCUGUAGGAUUGGAAGACCCUGUGGAACAGAGGAGGGAGGUGCAGAGAGUACUCUUGCCUUAGCAAAAGUCUGCUUGCCUGACUGUAUUCUAGAGUGAUAAAAGUUGAUUCCUG
Sceloporus undulatus (fence lizard) is the source of this 1852-nucleotide messenger RNA. RefSeq names its product GINS complex subunit 4 (gene GINS4). The transcript is spliced from 7 exons. Gene Ontology annotation, cellular component: GINS complex. The coding region runs from base 32 to 712 and encodes 226 amino acids. The record is from RefSeq and is a predicted model, not a curated record. Gene Ontology annotation, biological process: DNA-templated DNA replication; double-strand break repair via break-induced replication. NCBI's taxonomy places the organism in Eukaryota, Metazoa, Chordata, Lepidosauria, Squamata, Phrynosomatidae.